GCCCGCGGCCGCAGCCUAUGGGCGCGCCGGGCGGCGUCACGUGCCGCGCCCCGCUCGCCGCUGCGGAGCCCGGGGAGCCGCGGGGCCGGGGAGCCGCCACGGGGCCGGCGGCGAGUGGGGUGAAUUACAGGAAGUGACUCCCAGAGCAUCUUGGCUGUAUGAACUCUUGAGCUGUCAAGAGACUGAGAGGCUUAUGAAGAGGUUCUGUCAGGCAAAACAGUGCUUAGCAAAGACACCGAGGAGGAGGGAAAAGGAGAAAAGGAGGAGGAGAGAGCUGAAACACUAACAAACCAUGAGAUCUAUCCGAUCUUUUGCUAAUGAUGACCGCCAUGUUAUGGUGAAACAUUCAACCAUUUAUCCAUCUCCAGAGGAACUUGAAGCUGUCCAGAACAUGGUAUCAACAGUAGAAUGUGCCCUUAAACAUGUCUCUGACUGGAUGGAUGAAAAGAACAAGUCUACAAAAUGUGAGGCUGAUGUGGAAGCCAAGGAGGAAGCUGCAGAAAGCAAUGCCAAGGAUCAAGGUGGUCGUACAUUGUGUGGUGUUAUGAGAAUUGGCUUGGUUGCAAAGGGCUUGCUGAUAAAAGAUGAUAUGGAUCUGGAGCUGGUUCUCAUGUGCAAAGAAAAACCCACAAAGACCUUGUUGUCUAUAGUUAAAGACAAUCUCCCAGCUCAAAUUCAGAAACUUACAGAAGAGAAGUAUCUCGUGGAGGAGCAUGUAAAUGAGGCAGCUAUUAUUAUUCAUAACACAAAGGAGCCCAAGCUAACUUUGAAGGUGAUACUUACAUCCCCUCUCAUUCGAGAUGAAGCAGAGAAGAAGGAAGGAGUAGAUAAUGUUGCGAUGAAAGAUCCUCCGGACUUAUUGGACAGGCAGAAAUGCCUGGAGGCCUUGGCGUCUCUGCGGCACGCCAAAUGGUUUCAGGCCAGGGCAAAUGGACUAAAAUCAUGUGUAAUUGUCCUUCGUAUUCUGCGGGAUUUGUGCAACAGAGUCCCCACAUGGGCACCACUGAAAGGAUGGCCACUCGAGCUUAUAUGUGAAAAAUCUAUAGGUACUUGUAAUAGACCUCUGGGCGCUGGGGAAGCAUUGCGACGAGUGAUGGAGUGUUUGGCAUCUGGAAUUCUGCUUCCUGGAGGCCCUGGUCUGCACGAUCCCUGUGAGCGGGAGCCAACAGACGCACUGUCCUAUAUGACAGUCCAGCAAAAAGAAGCCAUUACCCACAGCGCACAGCACGCCCUCAGAUUAUCAGCUUUUGGUCAGAUCUAUAAGGUUUUGGAAAUGGAUCCCCUCCCAUCAAAUAAGUCAUUUCAGAAAUAUUCCUGGUCAGUAACCGAUAAAGAAGCAUAUCCAUAUUACAAGGAAAUUUAUACCCUAGGUACAGGCUCAUCUGCUCUUAAGAGACCAUUUGAAGACAGUGUCGGGGAUGAUAAAGACCCAAAUAAAAAGAUGAAGCGUAAUCUGAGGAAAAUACUAGAUAGUAAAGCAAUAGAUCUCAUGAAUGCUCUGAUGAGGCUGAACCAAAUCAGGCCAGGGCUUCAGUAUAAGCUGCUGUCACAGUCUGGUCCAGUCCAUGCCCCAGUCUUCACAAUGUCUGUAGAUGUUGAUGGUACGACAUAUGAAGCGUCAGGACCUUCUAAGAAAACAGCCAAGCUCCAUGUGGCAGUGAAGGUUUUACAAGCGAUGGGGUAUCCAACAGGUUUUGAUGCAGAUGCAGAGUGUGUGAGUUCUGAUGAAAAAUCAGAUACAGAAGGUAAAAAUGAAUCAACGUCUUCAAUCUCAAGCAAUAAUACUGGAAAUUCCACAGCCGACACCUCCGCUACCCUAGAGGUAAGAACUCAGGGUCCUAUACUCACAGCAAGUGGGAAAAACCCAGUGAUGGAGCUCAAUGAAAAAAGAAGAGGUCUGAAGUAUGAGCUCAUCUCUGAGACAGGGGGAAGCCACGACAAACGCUUCGUGAUGGAGGUAGAAGUAGAUGGACAGAAGUUCAGAGGUGCAGGCCCAAAUAAGAAGGUAGCAAAAGCAAGUGCUGCAUUGGCAGCACUCGAAAAACUGUUUUCUGGGCCUAAUGCAGCGAACAACAAGAAAAAGAAGAUUCUUCCUCAGACUAAAGGAGUUGUCAAUACAGCUGUUUCUGCAGCAGUGCAAGCUGUUCGAGGCAGAGGACGAGGUGCUUUAACACGAGGAGCGUUUGUUGGAGCAGCUGCUGCUACUGGAUACAUUACACCAGGCUAUGGAGCACCCUAUGGGUACAGUACAGCUGCGCCAGCUUACGCCAUAUGCACUUGUAUAAAAUAAGCAGAAAUGUAGUGACUGUAAGCUGAGAUCGUGAUAUAAAAGCACACCUAGUUUGCUGGGAAUCUGGUCCUUAUUGUAAAGUGGAAAUGCCAUUAGAGUCAUUUUAGACCUAUUCACUGGAGGAAAUCAGCACUGGAGUCCUAUGUCUGUGGAUUGUGGCAGCAGUUUUCACCUGUACUUUUUUCUGAACGUUAAUCACUUAAGUUGGUAAUUAAACAUUUGAUAUUAAGAGAACUGUCAUCACAAAGCUGUUGUAUUACUUAAACUCCAAAGUUACAUCUCUUCAGCUUUAUCUGUCUCAUCUAAAUCCACACCUAUCUAUGUCCAGGUUUUCUGCUGCUCCUAAAACAUCUUCCCUUUUCCCAUUCUGCUUGUAGAAAUGGGAGUGAUUCAGUUGUUUGUAACUGAUGUUUAAGAAAAUAAACAUCAGGAGCAGGACACGUACGCCUGUUCUACAGUCUGGGGUCUUCUAGGAGAAAAGGUGCUUUUUCUGCUCAGCCUGUCAAGUACUGUGUAGGCAAUGCCAUGCCGUACUAGAAGUAGCUAUGGCAGUUUUGUAAGAGAAAAUUUCAUCAUAGAAUAAGAUUUAAAUUCAGUAAAGUGGUUUUCUCUCUAGUUGCUGAGGCUGCAUGAAACAUUCAGACUACAUGUUUAUCUUGACGCUUAAGAAGAGCUGAAUGUCCAAAAGUGGUAUGUGGAGAUGUGCAGUCCUAAAGCAAAUCUCUUCUGGAUGUAGUUUCAUCUUGUACUUAGUGCCUUACCUCUGCACAAUGUAAGGUCAUACAUGCUGUAUCACAGGUAGUUUAACAGUUAAGUGUACUUUAAAAGAUCCCAUCAAGCCUAGUCUACAGAAACUGUUGCAAAGACUGAAGCCUUCUCAGUGGGAGAGUUCUCUUCCAUGUUUAAUUAAUAAUCCAUUGAUAAACAAGAGUUGCAAGAAUUUAAAAGAGCAUAUGAAAAAUUUAACCACAGGCUGAGGCUGAAUUUAUCUGUUUUCCAACUUUAAAGGUUUGUGGCAAUAAGAUGAUUAAAGGUACAGUAUCAUCUAUGCUUUGUAAGUAAACAACAUCAAAAUGUUUUACUGCUAGUCAGAUGUGCAUGUUUGUUGAAACCUCUGGACUGUUACCUCUACCAGAACAACUUACACUAAUUCUGGAAGGCGUUACUUGAAUGUGCUUUGCUAUUCUUCAUUCUUGGUACAGGGGAGUUGGAAUGAGUAACAGUUGCAGAUAGUUUUUAAUUCCAAAACAGCACAUGGAUUUAAGCCUCCUUCCUGCCUCUUACCUGGAUCCAGAAGCUCCAGGUGCCUUAUGUUGCUUUGCAGCUUGCAAAGUGUAGUGCAGCUCCUUGAACACAUGCUUGUGAAAUGCAGCUGGUCCUGGCAGAAUGGACUGAGGCCAGAGAGAGAGAGAAAAGAAACAAAUGAAGCUAGACUGCCUUUCUCCAGACUUAAAAGGUUACAGGUAGGAAGGUGGAGGGAGAGUUGCACUGCAUUUUCCAAGUCCGUGAAUACAGUCUGUGGUAAAACCAGCAGCCUUGGUAUGCAAAGAGAAGGUGGAGACAAUAUUGGUUUUUUCACAGUUUAAAAGUAAUAAGGUAAAAGAUUUAGGCUAUCCAAGUAGCAGGCUAAAAGCUGCUAGUUAUGUCAUUAUAGGAGAUGUAUUUUUUUUCUGUUCAGUAAACAAGUCCAGGAUGGAAGGUUUUCCAGAGGAGGAAAAGGAACAGGAGAAAUCCAGUGAACAAAUUCUGUUUCCUGAUGCAGCCCUGUCCAAAAUAGAGACGCUGCUCCAGGCAGUGUCUAUUGCUUGCAACUCAAUUUUGGUAGGGAAAGGAAUAAUAAUCAUUUCCCCUAAAGCAAUACAAGUAACUUACUUCCACAGUGCCCACAGUAUUCUAUAAAACUUGCUUUUAAACAGACCAGCAUGGCAACAAGAGAAAGCAGAUACUCCUUCCCCACAUGUUGUAAUGUACAGAUUUCAGGCCACUGAUAUUGAUGUGACUAGUUGUGAAAAAGUAGGUUCAUCAUAACAGAAAAGCCUAUCUUGACUUUCUAUCCACUUCUGUUUUUUUAAGCUAGAAGGGAGUUAAUUAUAGCACUCGUCUGUUUGGAAGAGAGUAGAGCAGAAGGUAAGUUUCAACUUCAAACUUUGAAGCUGCUAUGAAUAAGUCGAUUAACAGUGUUCCAUGGAAACAACCUGAUGUACUUACUUUGUGCUCAUUUCUGUGUUCUUAGAAAAGCUCAAGCUUGUGUAAGCGUAAUCAAUACAAAUUUACUCAGGGUACUGCGUCAUCUCAGCAGUGGACACUAACUGCAUCUUAAAUCAAAAGGCACAUAUAAAAUCAAGCUUAAUAAGGAGGGACAGAACAUCUUGACAGGUUUUGCUUUACUACUGGCACUGUUACAAUUUAAUGAUCUAUGCAUAUGGCAAUAGGUGCAUUGCUGCACUCCCCGUAAACAUGUAGUUCCAUAAGGGCAUUCUGUAAACUAACAAAGUAAAAGUAGUCACGGUAGGAAAGAGAGCAUUCUUUCAUUACUUCCAGAAAGAACUGAUGAAGCAGACAGAAUGUGAUACUGCUCAAAGCAGAAUAACGGUGGGCUGAAGAACAGCACUCCAAAAGGUACAGUUUUUGAAACAUUAGUGAUUACAUGAGCUGAAUUAUGAAAAUUCUAAUUUGCUGUAGAGAUUAUUUCCUGCUUUUUCAAACUAGUAUCAUUGCUUCCCUGCUCAAAAUAACAGAUAAAGACAAGUGUAGUUUUCUAAUAAGAUGUGUUGCAUGGAAACAGACACAUACUAGCAGAAAACUGAGGCUGUACUGUAGAGAGCACAUUCAACUACAGAGCCAUUCUCUGGGCAAUGCUGCAUAAUUUAAGAGUGGGUAAAUAUGCCUUCAGGGACAACACACCACACAACAGAUGUUUAAAACAAACAAGAAAAGCACAGAAAAAAGCCUCAAAGCUUUGUCCAGCCAUGCAUUUAUUCUUCCCUGAAAAAGGGACAGGUACAUUCACACGUGCUUAGUGAGUUACACAUCAGACAUCACAAAGAUCCUCAAGGACGGAUGUUUUAAAGCUAGUCUACUUUUGGACAGAAAAGGGAGGAAGUUGACUGUUGUCUUCCAGUUCCAAGUGCAGUGUCUUAUUUCUGAUCCUAAUCCUAAGUCAAUACUGAUUGAUCAAACUGACUAAGCUUUUUAGGUCAACAAGCUCUCUACGAAGCAAUUCUGUUAUCUCGAGCCUCUGCAGGGGCCAACAACUGGUGCUUUAACUGCUACUUCCACUCCAGAAUGUCACCCAUCCUCCGGUUGUCCCAGAGCUGCUCUGGGAGACUUGCACUCCUAAGAGAGGUACGCUGUGGGACUGUCAAAAGCACGGCAAUGCUGCAGCAGAGAGAGUCUCAGCGGGCUGUAUGCUUCCUAAAGUCCUGUCCAGUUCUUAAGUGACAAAGUUGAGCAUGAAACCUGUACUACCAAACAUACCGGUCCCUUAGUGAGAGGGGCAUCCAUGAGAAGCAGUCACAG
Molecule: messenger RNA, 5809 nt
Organism: Cuculus canorus (common cuckoo)
Lineage: Eukaryota; Metazoa; Chordata; Aves; Cuculiformes; Cuculidae
Gene: STRBP
Product: spermatid perinuclear RNA binding protein
Exons: 19
Coding region: 293-2290 (665 amino acids)
Cellular component (GO): precatalytic spliceosome
Molecular function (GO): single-stranded RNA binding; double-stranded RNA binding
Source: RefSeq, a predicted model, not a curated record